Messenger RNA from Entrophospora candida, 1077 nucleotides. Lineage: Eukaryota; Fungi; Glomeromycota; Glomeromycetes; Entrophosporales; Entrophosporaceae. The record is from the annotation of a GenBank genome assembly.
AAUUGGGAAAGAAAGGAGCUUUCAGCAAUAAUAAAACCUUUAAAGAAUUAGCAGAAUUAAUGGUACAAAUUAAAAUAAAAGAAGAAGAAGGCAAGUCAAAAACAAGUUUAAGGUAUUCUGAGCAUUUAAAACAAUUUUUUUGUUUAUUGUCCAAUAGUUCAAGAGAAUACGAGAUUUUCAAACAGUCUUUUGUAGGAAUGAACUUGAGAUCAUUAAGAUAUAUUCGUAGUAAAGAAACAAAUAUUAUAAGAGAUCCUUACUUAGUUUUAGAAAAUAUAAAAAAAUUUAAACAAAUUGUAAAUGAUUUAAACUGGAAAGGUCCAAUUGUCUGCAUGACUGAUUGCACAAAAGUUAGGCCAAAGCUGAUUUAUUGUGAAGAAUUUGGCUGUAUUGUUGGUUCUAUUCUUUCUCACAAUGAGACAAUUGUUAAUUCUUAUGAUGACAUUACUUCUACAAUUAAAAAAAUUAAAGAUGGACAAAAAAUUGCUACACAAGUUCGAGUAAUUGUGCUCAAGAUACCAAUUGGAAAAAUCCCCCCUUUUGCAAUUGCUCUAUUACCAACAAAAGGUGAAAUGAAAGCAGAAGAUAUAUACAAUUUGUUAUUUCAAGUCAUUCAAAUGUCUAGUAAUCUUGGUUUACAUAUCCAAAGUUUUGGAGCUGAUGGAGCACCAUGUGAAAUGAGUGCACAAAAUUUAAUUAAAGAAGGAAAAUAUACAAACACCUUUUUAACCUUUGAUGAUAAUUUAUAUAAUAUACAUUUAAAGAAUCCAAUUUAUGAAGGCAAUCCUAUAAUCAUAGUUCAAGAUCCUAAACAUGGGAAAAAGACUGCAAGAAACCAAAUUUUUUCAGGAGCAAGGUUGCUUGUUCUUGGAAAUUGUCCUGUUCUCUAUAAACAACUUUUAUUUCUUGCAAAAGAGAAUGGACAUUCUAUUUAUAUUCAUGAUGUUGUAAAUACAGACAAACAAGAUGAUGGAGCAGCAUUUCGAACUUUUCAUUCUGAAUUGCUUAAGCAAAUCAGUAGACACGAAAUAUUUAAUUCAGAAUUUGAAGCAAUUUUUGUUUACUUAUUUAUCUUAG